AUGGGCAAUCAGCCAACGAAGCAUACGACCGGAAAGCCUAAGAAGGCUGUCCAUUGGAAAUCGGCAGAGCCCCCCGCUCCGCCGGGCAAGCCAGUCCUCGUCCCGGGAACACCCUCAUCCGCACCCGAUAUCGUGACCAUCCGCUGGAACCGUCCACCAACCGAUGGCGGUUCGCCGAUCCUCGGCUAUGUGGUGGAACAGCGGCGCACCGGCUCCCCGCACUGGGUCCGCCCGUGCCCUUCGUUGAUCCAGCAGACGGAACUUUCGCUCAGUGGUCUGGAGCCCGGCUGGCGCUAUCAGUUCCGCGUGAUGGCCGAGAACAUCGUGGGCCGAUCGGAGAGCAGCGAACUGUCCGAUCCACUCACGGUCACGCUGCAGCGAAAUGCCAUCUCUGCGCCACGCUUUGUGCACGAGCUGUUCGACGCGACGGCCGUCGAGAAUGAGAAGGUGGAGUUCCGGGUGCAGGUUGCCGGCACGCCAGCCCCGCAGAUCAGCUGGUUCAAGGAUGGGUUCGAGAUCUACAGCAGCCGCCGGGCGCGGAUCGUCACCGAGGGUGACGCCAGCGUACUCGUCAUCCACCAGACUGCCCUGACGGACGAGGGCGAGAUCAAGUGUGCGGCGACGAAUCGUGCUGGCCACUCGGUGACACGUUGCCACCUAACGAUCGACGCACUGCCAAAGAUCCGCCUGCCACGCCAGUACGAGGAUGGAUUGAUUAUAGCGGCGGAAGAAGUCGUGCGACUGAAGGUCGGGUUGGCGGGACGUCCGGCACCAGCCGUCGAGUGGACACACAAUGGUGAGCCACUAGCGAACGACGCACGCCACGAGAUAGUCACCUCGGACAAACACACCACGCUCAAGCUGACAGCCAGCCAGCGUGCCGACCGGGGCGAGUAUAACAUCCGUGCGAUCAACAAGCUCGGCGAGGACAAUGCCUCCUUCCUGGUGACGGUCACGGCUCGACCAGAACCUCCGGGUAAGGUCACGGUAUCCUUCUCCUACGGAAAAACGGCCACGCUUAGCUGGGCCGCACCGGACGACGACGGAGGGUGCGAAAUCGGGAACUACAUCGUCGAGUACUACCGGGUGGGAUGGGACGUAUGGUUAAAGGCGGCAACCUGUCGGCAGCUGAGCGCAACCCUGAACGAUCUGAUCGAGGGCUCACAGUACCGGUUCCGUGUGAAAGCGGAAAAUCCGUACGGCCUCAGUGACCCCAGUGAGGAGUCGGAGGUGCUGUUCGUAGCCGACCCGAAACGAGGUAUCACCGAUCCAUCGAAGAUGGCCUCAUCACAACCCGCCACGCUGCCCCGCAAGCGACGCGAUCAAUCUCGCUCACCAUUACGGGACACGGCCGGCUCGAGGCCGAAGAAAGCGUUCACACCGGAACCGUACGGUCGUGCGGACGUUAUCCGCGAGAUGUCCUACGGCACACCGAUCCAAGGCUACCAGAGCUAUCCACAGGAGCCACCUUCGGCGGUGGGUCUGCCGGAGGUGGUCAUCACAGAACCUUCCGCUGGAGCUCCACUUGCGGAACCCGAAUCCGAAACGGAAUUCAACGAUCCUCCCGCCAGUGCGUCACUGCAGGCCAUGCAGAAGCUCUCCCGCGAACCUAGUCCUCUAUCGCACUCAUCGCCUACGAACUCCCUGGACCCGAUGGGCUCCAGUUCCGUCAACGGAGACGCACAGGGACGCGACGAUACACAGCCUUCGCAGAAGGCGGCCAUUCACAACAGCUCCGAGUUUAUGUUGGUCUUGUACAACGAGCAAGAAGCGAAGAAAUCGACACGUAAUUCUACCUUCGACUUUGAGCUGGAUGAAUUGGUCGCACCGCCGCCACCGUUGUCUCUGUCGGCGCCGGAACUGAACGUGGAGCCACCGCCAGCUCCAACGAUGCGCGCCGGAGUCAGCUCCAGCGAGCUGUUAUACGAGCGAGCGAUGGCACGGUUCUAUCAGGCCGUGGCAUUCGAGGAAUCGGAGAACCAACGCAAGGAAGCGUUGGAGCAGGAACUGGCCGCACGAAAUCGGCAGCAAGCUGCAGUUGGAGCUCAAGAUCAUGGAAUGCAGGAGGAAAAGGGUGUCACAACGACGACGGUUAGCAACCGGCUGGCCGACAGGCGAAGUAGCUUGCGUAAGCGCCUCUCAGGCGACAAGGAAUCUAUCGUGAAGCAGUCGAGUUUCGAGCAGGAACAGCAGACCCAUCAACAACAGCCAGCAUCAGAGCCGCAACAGCAGCUGCUUUCACAUUCCACACUCGCCGAGGAAACGAUCGUGGAAGAGCCGCAAAGCGAGCAUUUGGACAGCGGCGGUCUGUUGGGUCUUCAGUCGGAGGAGGGUGACGAGGACUCCGUGUCGUCCUCGAUGAGCUCGAUGCUGGAGGAGAUGAAACGACGCGAACAACAGCAGAAACUCCUGGAGCAGCAAUUCAUGGCGCAUCAGAAGCGUCGCGGGUUCAUGGAUGACGACGAUACCGAUGAAGAACCUUACCAUCCGGGAGGGCAACGUACCCGAUCCCCGUACCGAAAUCCGGAUCCGAGUCAAGCGAUCGAGAUCCUCACCAGACCGAUGCCCCGUCCGGAUCCGAACUUUGUCCCGAAGCCUAUCCUGAAGCGACCCUCGACGGAAAUCUUGGCGAAAGAUGAACAGACGGCUCGGAAGCCAAUCACCCAACCAGUCACUUUGCAGACCAUCCAACCAGCCCAACAACGUGAGCCUUCUCCUCAGAAAACACCCGAGCGUGAAAAAUCUCCCAUUGCAAGAAUGGGCUCUCCUGCUCCACCUCGUUCUCCAACUCCACCUGCCCUGGAGUCACCACGACAGGAGGACAUUCCGAGGCAACAGGAAGAAAAACAAGGAGUAGAUGAACCGGAGUAUCCGCUCUCACAGAAACAGCCACCGGCUCAGGAGGACAUCACUCGGGCGAUCGUGUCGGAGGUGGCUCGCCAGCGUCGACUCGAGUCGCGCCAGAACUCGAUCGAGGAGUCCCGGGCGGUGGCCGAUUUUUACAGCGACAUGGUGCAACAGAUCGAGAGCUCCAAGAAACCACGCAAGCUUCCACUGUACAUGAGCCCGGACGAGGUGCGGAAGUUGAACGAGCGCGAAUACUCACGAAACUCCUCACGAGCCGGUUCACGUUCUCCACUUCCGCUCGACGAGUCGUAUCUCAUCCACAGCAGACGUACCUCACGCUCACCGUCCCUGUCCACCGACCAUCCGGCCGUGAUGGUCGUACAGCGUUCGGGUAAACCGGCACGUGAAAGCAAGAUCCUGCGUCAACGGUCCGCUUCCAUUGAGAGCGAUGUUACCUCGGUCAGGCUUCCCUCGGUGGUGAGAGAUGCACAGGUUCCGGCUGGAGGUCCUCCACCGGUAAUCCGAGAAGAGAACGGACGCAUCGGACGACCGGUGGAAAAAAGACGUGGCUCGGCGACAACCGGUGCUACCAUAAGGAACCGAUCGCGAUCGAACUCUGCCGCUCGGACGGGAGCGUUGGCAGGACCCAAACCAAAGCUCGCUCCGCCUGUGACUCCGCCAGCAUCAUCGGCCAUCACCUCCAACACCCCACGUCCGGUGGACCUGAAACAAUCAUCACCAGAACCACCGUCACUACCCACCACCCCACCCAAAGCGAUCGAACCAGAAUCUCAGCCAACAACCUCGGACUCCUCGGAAGUAGGCCUCAAACCGACCGUGUCCUACCUGACGGACGUGGCACUGUUUGCGAUUGCCUGUUGGCUCUAUUUGUUCAAGAAUCCCAAACUAGCGAUCCCCGUCAUCCUGCUGAUCAUGUACCGACACAUCCGCGAGGCGGUGAAGGAUAAAAUUCCCGCCUGGAUGCGACGAAAGGAAGCGACCAGCUGA
Molecule: messenger RNA, 3855 nt
Organism: Anopheles coustani
Lineage: Eukaryota; Metazoa; Arthropoda; Insecta; Diptera; Culicidae
Gene: MnM
Product: serine/arginine repetitive matrix protein 2
Exons: 3
Coding region: 1-3855 (1284 amino acids)
Molecular function (GO): protein binding
Source: RefSeq, a predicted model, not a curated record